Messenger RNA from Mytilinidion resinicola, 540 nucleotides. RefSeq lists its product as uncharacterized. The coding region runs from base 107 to 274 and encodes 55 amino acids. The transcript has a single exon. Lineage: Eukaryota; Fungi; Ascomycota; Dothideomycetes; Mytilinidiales; Mytilinidiaceae. The record is from RefSeq and is a predicted model, not a curated record.
CGAAUACCCCGAAUCACUCGAGGACGAAGUCCUGCAAGCGUUCCAAAACGUUGAAAAUGCUCUGCUUGCUGCCGGUGUCGCAGGUAGAUGACAGGCCGUGUACAAGAUGACCUCAUACCAUGUUGGCAACAUAGAAGAAGCUGGUGAAGGGUUGGAAGCGGCUAUGGCGAAAUACUUGAAGGAUAAUAGGCCUGCUUGUUGUGGCGUUUCUGUGACAGGUCUUUCUGGCCCUGCUAGGAUAGAGAUUACCGGGUCGGCUGCAAGGGGCGCCUAGUGGAAUCGCAAGAGAGAAUGGCAUCAUAUGGCUGGGAGAUUGGAGGAACGAAAUUCAGGCGUGAGCAAGCAAGUGUUGGAUCACGUGACUCCAUUUGGCGUACCCGAAUUUCGCAACUUGACGAAGUCACUGUUGAAAUCAGGAUGCAAGAGGAAUUGCUGGAAAGAUCGUAUUGUGAAGAUAGCACAGCGACGAGCUAUAUACCUGGAAAGGCGGGCUGGUAGAGGAGGCUGGGUCCAACCACCAGAAAUUCAACUGUCACCUCC